Messenger RNA from Daucus carota subsp. sativus, 1080 nucleotides. RefSeq names its product putative F-box protein At4g09190. Lineage: Eukaryota; Viridiplantae; Streptophyta; Magnoliopsida; Apiales; Apiaceae. Gene Ontology annotation, molecular function: protein binding. The record is from RefSeq and is a predicted model, not a curated record. Bases 1 to 1080 code for a protein of 359 amino acids. The transcript has a single exon.
AUGAGUCGGUAUUAUCUUUCUCAAGAACUGAUCUUCGAAAUACUUUCAUAUUUACCCGUAAUCUCACUCCUACGGUUCCGUUCCGUUUGCAAGUCAUGGCGAUCCAUCAUAUCCGACCCACAAUUCAACAAUGCUGUUCUCACCAAUUCUCAGAAUAAACAAGCCACCCUAAGCCUUCUUGACAAAGAUUUCGAUAAUCUCUACGUCGAUACUCGCCAAGAAUCUGUCAAACUCAACGUUCCACCACAAUGCAAUGGCAAGGUUCGUUGGAUCUGUUCUUGUAAUGGUCUUGUUUGUCUUACGGAAAAAUAUGGUAAUGUCAUAUACUUCUGGAAUCCAUCGACCAAGCAGAUGAAAAGAAUUGCUGCCCCGAAAGCACGAGAAGCUGCUGAGUAUGUAAGUGAUUUCGGGUUCGUGUUUGAUCCUGCUUGCAAUGACUACAAGGUUCUUAGGCUUACAGUUUGUCUCAUAUAUAUUUAUUUCCUUCCUGAUGAAGGGGAGGACAUUUCCUAUGAACUAAUAGCCGAUUUGUAUUCUUCGAGAACUGGCUGUUUCAAAGAGAUCCAUGUUCCUGAAAACCUAAAGAACAUUGAAGUUCGCUUACAUUCAAAAUGUGUUCAUGAUCUCAAAACAGAGGUAUCAUAUUUUGAAGGUACUAAUGAGUUGCUAUCAUUCGAUUUGGAAAAAGAGGUGUUUAAGGUAUAUCCCUAUCCGGUUCCCGACCACGUGCAGCGUUCAAAAUCAAAUGUUUUGGAUUUUGAAGGCUCGGCUGCAAUGAUCUUUGAGUCCGUCGAUGGAUUGGUUCUUAGUCUGUGGACGUUGGAUAAUGUUUGUGAGGACAGAGUGUGUUGGACUAAAAAGUUCAAUAUUGGGGCUUGUAUGAAGAUCGAUUGGGUUUUUCUUUAUCUGGGUGAUGGGGAAUUUGUAGUGAAAAGUGAUGGUGAAAAAAUCUUUUAUGACUACAAAAAGAAAGAUGCCAAGAAGCUUCUUUCACCCGCGCCUGUUGGAAUGUUGGAUUCAGUUGUCAAGUACACCGAGACCCUUGUUUCACCCAAAGAUUUCAAGGAUUUGAGCUUCUAA